Molecule: messenger RNA, 1281 nt
Organism: Laetiporus sulphureus 93-53
Lineage: Eukaryota; Fungi; Basidiomycota; Agaricomycetes; Polyporales; Laetiporaceae
Exons: 8
Coding region: 1-1281 (426 amino acids)
Source: RefSeq, a predicted model, not a curated record
AUGGCACCUAACUCCCCUCUCCCUCUACCUCACUUCCUCAGCUCGAUGAUGGGUGAGCCUGCUACACCCUCAUUCUCCCAGCGUCCUGUGACACUGCUUGGUUCCCCUUGCAAGGUGAUGGACCCGAAGGACGCUGCCAUGGGUGUGGUUUAUUCUGCGUGGAAGGCCUUGCGUGAGGCAGAGCCUUUUGAUUCACCCAUCGACUUUGAGUUCCUCAUAUGUGAGUUCCUUUCUGCACUACGCGGUCUUCACUCCUUUACUGACUCUGUGUCACAAAUGCAUUAUACCCAGUUUUGUCAGAAGGCCCAGGCUCAUCUUGACUCCUUUGCUGCUACCUUUCUGGUGAGCAAGAAUUCGAGUCCUCCUUCCAUGACUGAGGCUUCCAUGUGCAUGCCCUCUGAUACUGAAGACAUCAUGGCUUCUGACUCUCUGACUGCUUCUACUGGCACUAAUGACUCCCUUCCUACUGCUGUUCCUGUCUCGACUCCUGCAGCCAUUACUCCAGUUGCAGCUCCCAUUCCCCUUGGUGUCUCCAUUCUGCAAUUCAAGUUUCAGGCUCACACCGCCAACCUCAUUGCUCUCGAUUAUCCUUCCGAUUUUGAUACUGUGGUGAUGGAGGUCGACCCUUUGCUCGCUACUGUGAUCUUCGAACCCCCAGCUGCACAGAGCUCUGAGGCUAUUGAAGUCUCUAGCAAUGACAAGGACAACAGUGACAGUGAUGAGGUGGAGUUCAUGGAUGGGACUGUUCCUAAUCUGUCUCCAGUGCAUUUAAAGAAAGGCAAAGGAUGCAGUCACCAGCCUGUGAGCCCGUCCAUCAUGACUGUAGCUUUUGAGGGCCAAUAUGCAUGCAUGCCAGUCCGUACCUUUCGCAACUGCUUCCUUCCACCAAUAUACCUCCUGUUGUGGCAGAAGCCUUCUAUUGUAUGUCUGUAUUUGUAUUGCCUGUCCUCAGAGAAGGUCUCCCGAACAUUUCCCAUUCAUUCUCUUUUAGACACACCCGAGCCUGAGACAGGGUUGAAGGUUGAGGAUGCACCUAAGGAGGUCAUUGUCAAGCAGAAGAAGGACACCGUCGAGACUUCACAUUACCUGGACGAUGUUAUGACCCAGCAUGCCUACACCAGCACUAUCAUCAUUCCUUCAUCCAAGAUCCUCAAACUGUGCUCGAAGAAAGGCAAGGCUCAUGCAAAAGGCUCUUCUCAGGUUGUGCUUGUGAAGUCUGAGCUGGGUAGUGCUCUGCUGGCCACCCUUGAACCUUCUUUGAUCAGUAUGCAACUCGAGUAA